This is a messenger RNA of Kwoniella mangroviensis CBS 8507, 2298 nucleotides long. RefSeq lists its product as uncharacterized. NCBI's taxonomy places the organism in Eukaryota, Fungi, Basidiomycota, Tremellomycetes, Tremellales, Cryptococcaceae. Bases 1 to 2298 code for a protein of 765 amino acids. The record is from RefSeq and is a predicted model, not a curated record. The transcript is spliced from 7 exons.
AUGUCUCCUCUGCUGGUAUCACCGAAGGUCAACGCUGUCCUCCGGGUUGGCAAGUUGGGCCAAGUAACCAAGACCAUCCGGGUUCGACAUUCCUCGUCAUCCAAAGAAGACGUUCCUUCAAUACAAACCCGAUAUCUCACCGAUACUGAUGGUGAGAAGAGGACUGCUGUCUGGACCUUAGCCGCUGAUAUCAUCCAACGUUGUCCCAAUGUUCGGACACUGGAGUGGGAGACGAAUUUUGGCAUAGGUGGAAGUUUAUGGGAUGCGAUCUCCUCUCUGAAUGAUCUGACGCAACUAUCAAUUCGCCACUCGCCUUUACACCCCUCUCAAGAUCCGAACAGAAAUUCCACUGCGCAUUUCCCUCGCAUAGCUCCUCGUCUACAACUGCUGAUUCCUCCUGGCUUAUCGCUACAACCAGAGGUCAAGGCUGGGGGUAGCGUUUCACCGCUGACGAGAGGAUCAGUCGUUGGCAAUGGUGGUUGGGGCUUAGGAAUAGGAUGGGAGAACUUGGAGGUCCUGAAGAUAGGGCCGUUGAGUGAAACAGGUGCAAAAACGAUCGCGAAUCAUCUCACCUUGUUAUCAAUGCGACCCUGUUCUCUCGCCGGAAUCGCGUUGGAAACUCAUUUCCUAGAUAUCCUUCUUUGUAAUGCAAUCAGCAGAAUCGGUUCUCUCGGUACAUUGGCUCAUGUCGAAUUAUCCACGACUGGGACAAGAUUGACUGCCGAGUGCCUCAACACCAUUAUCACCGGUUGUGUCGUGUUAGAAAGUCUCAAACUGAAUGGUGUAGAUGGCCAUUUAAGCAAAGAUACCUGGUCAACGAUCACUGAGUGGCCACCAAGCUUUGAAUCGCUGGAGAUAGUAGUUCCGGAGUACUCCAAGAAAUUCUCCUGGAUACUGGAUCAUCUUGAAAGUAUUCAUCAUGUACCUAUAUCUCAACUCAAACAUCUCGCCAUACGCCGAAGUAUCCAUCCGACAAAUUUUCUACCUUUUCCUCCACCCAACGCACUUACAUAUCCGCCUUGUCGACCUGAUAUGGCGCUGCAAGCGAUCCCAGAUACACUUCUCAACGCGAUCGUGGACAAGGGCAAGCAGCUGCGAUCACUGUGUCUGAACUGGUGCGAGAUCACUCAAGGAGGAUUCACAACUAUAAUGUCGAAUUGUACGAAAUUGAAGACAUUGGAGAUAGCCUUGGCGGCUCCUCUCAUACAGGUCUUGAACCUUCCAACCUCCUUCGCGAAACUUCCUAUGGAACGACUACACAUCACUAGUGAUCCUGCAGUGCAUCCGGCUAACAUCACGGGCAAACUCAAAAUCGAUGACAUCAACAUUCCUGAGGCUUUUCCAACGGUCCUUCGCAAUCAAAUUCUGGAGAAUGAUCCGAACCUGCCAGAUCCUCGAGAUUUGAAGCGAUUUUCCCGUCGGUUGCCCAACUUGACCACUUUCGCUUGGGUAGGAAAGGGUGGUCGAGGCGAAUGGCACUUCACUCGCAAGUCUGCUCCAUCGAGUAUAGUCAAUAUCGACUUCAAACAUUCUGCUGUCAAAACUGAGGAUAUAUGGCAACAAUGUCAGAAAGCUCCUCCACCGCUGUACGGUGAUGUUAUCGAAAACCCGAGUUCAAGUGUUUCAUUAGAGAUCCCCUCUCUACCCUCGACACCUGCAAUUAUCGAUUCACCCAUUUCUAGGGUUUCAACUGUCAAUACGGAUGGCUUGGUCAAGACUCCUAGCACUGGAAGAGUCAGCUUAGCCGAGGUUGAGGCUGGUCUCGAAGAUCCUUCGCCGUUCAAUGCCGAGGCAGUAACCGAAGUCCCUCCAACUGCUACGAAGACAUUCACCGGAUUACCCAAGAUUCUCCGAAAUUCGAAAGCUUCGAGACCUAUACCAGCCACCUCCCCCAGUACUUCCAAUAAGAGUGGUCCAUCCGCGAUGUUCUCUUCGCCCAGGACCAGUGGACCGGUAAGCUCCGAAGCGAGGUCACCUCCGAGUUCACCUCAUUCUUCCCAUCGCCGAGGAUCGAGCAGAACCUGGCAUGGUGUCACUCGUAAGAGCGCUGUUCCCGAACAAGAGUUGACCAACGCGCCUCGGAUCGUUCCUGGUUCCGGGGGUAGACAGUCUCUUCCUGUCGAAGCUAUUGGUGAGAGACUGAAGAAGGCUGCACCGAAGGAAAAGGUGGAGAAAAAGAAGAUUGAGGCUAGUCCGAAAUCGGCAGAAUCGGGAUGGACCGUUGUAGGUGCAGGGAAUGAUAAGCCGAUCAAAGGGGAUAGGUCAAAGAAAGGUAUUCCUAAGAAAUCGAAAUAUUGA